UGUUUUCGAUAGCGGUUAUCUGACCAUCACUAAAUGUAGCCAGUGCCGUUUUCUUGCAGUUUUUUAUUAAAAAGUUAUUAACGCAGAUUUCCCGUAAGAACCGAUUUUCCACAAAAAGGUCACAAACAAGGACCAGUCAAAAUGCGUUGUGUCCUUGGCGUUUUGGCCACCCUUUGCGCCUUGUUUUUAAUCCUCAGCGAUGCUGUUGAUCCUUCAAAUUUCAAGACCUGUGACCAGAGUAGCUUCUGUCGUCGCUCUCGAAAGGUCCAGAGUUCUGGUAGCAAGUACGCCCUUAUUCCAGGCACUUUGAACACAUACGCCGAUUCGCUGACUGCUGAUUUAGUUAACAAGGAGAACCACCACCAGUUCGCCUUCAAGCUGGAGGCUCUUGUAGGCAGCUCGUUCCGACUCCAGAUCGACGAGAAGCAGCCACUUAAGCCCAGAUAUCGCGUGGAGCACGCUCUGAAGGGACAACCCCAGACAGGACGCAUUCGUGUCCAGCGGGAGACUGACGGCGAGAUCGUAAUCACAUCGGAGGGCAACAAGGCCGUCAUCCAUGGUGACCCCUUCCGCGUCGAUUUCUAUGAGAAUGAUGUUUUGGUCGUAUCGGUCAAUGCCAAAAACUGGCUGUAUUUCGAACACUUGCGCCAGAAGUCCCAAGAGCCGCCAGCCGCGCAGGCGGAGCAUGAGAAUCAGCAGGAGCAGGACGCUGCUGUUGAGACCCCCAAGGCGGCCGAUGCCAUCGAUGACCCUGGUGCAUGGGAGGAGAACUUCAAAUCGCAUCACGAUGCCAAACCCUACGGUCCUGAAGCUGUAGCUCUUGAUUUCUCGUUCCCCGCCGCUGAGAUCCUAUUUGGUAUUCCCGAGCAUGCCGAUAGCUUCGUGUUGAAGUCCACUUCUGGUACUGAUCCUUAUCGUCUGUAUAACCUGGAUGUUUUCGAGUACAUUGUGGACAGCAAGAUGGCACUGUAUGGUUCGGUUCCGGUUAUCUACGGCCAUGGACCUCAGCGCACUGCUGGAGUUUACUGGCAAAAUGCUGCCGAAACCUGGGUGGACAUCCAAACGGCUGAAACCAAUGUGGUCUCCUCGCUGGUCAACUUUGUCUCCGGCUCGCGUAAAUCUCCUCCGCCGGCUGCCCACUUUAUGUCCGAGUCGGGCAUCGUGGAUGCCUUUAUUUUGCUGGGACCCAAACCUUUGGACGCCUUCAAGCAGUACGCUGCCCUGACCGGCACCCACGAGCUGCCACAGCUGUUCUCUUUGGCCUAUCACCAGAGCCGCUGGAACUACAACGAUGAGCGCGACGUGACCUCAGUUUCGGCCAAGUUCGACGAGUUCAACAUCCCCAUGGACACCAUGUGGCUGGACAUUGAGUAUACCGACGGCAAGCGCUACUUCACGUGGGACAAAUUCAAGUUCCCCCAGCCGCUAACCAUGAUCAAGAACUUGACGGAGCUGGGACGCCACUUGGUGGUGAUCAUCGACCCCCACAUCAAGCGGGACAAUGGCUAUUUCUUCCACAACGACUGCACCGAACGCGGAUAUUAUGUUAAGACCCGAGAUGGCAACGACUACGAGGGCUGGUGCUGGCCUGGAGCAGCCAGUUAUCCGGAUUUCUUUAACCCGGUAGUGAGGGACUACUAUGCCAGUCAGUACGCCCUGGACAAGUUCCAGACGGUCACGUCGGAUGUGAUGCUGUGGAACGAUAUGAAUGAGCCAUCGGUUUUCAAUGGUCCCGAGAUCACGGCGCCCAAGGAUCUGAUUCACUACGGAAACUGGGAGCAUCGUGACGUCCACAAUCUCUACGGUCACAUGCACUUGAUGGGCUCCUUCGCUGGUCUGCAGCAGCGUGAUCCCAACCAGCGCCCCUUCAUUCUGACCCGAGCCCACUUUGCCGGAUCGCAGCGUUAUGCUGCCAUUUGGACGGGAGACAACCUCGCUGACUGGUCGCACUUGCAGCACUCGAUCAAGAUGUGCCUCACGGAGGCAACGGCCGGCUUUUCGUUCUGCGGCGCUGAUGUGGGCGGCUUCUUUGGCAAUCCGGAUGCGGAACUGCUGGAGCGUUGGUAUCAGACCGGCAUCUUUCUGCCAUUCUUCCGCGCUCAUGCCCACAUUGACACGAAGCGCAGGGAGCCGUGGCUGUUCCCGGAACGCACUCGCCUAGUUAUCCAGAAUGCCGUGCUCAAGAGGUAUUCCUAUCUGCCGCUGUGGUACACGGCCUUCUACGAACUGGAACAGACCGGCGAGCCUGUAAUCCGUCCUCUCCUGGCCCACUACCCUCUGGACAAGGAAGGCUUUGCCAUCGACAACCAGCUGCUGGUCCAGGAUCGUCUGCUGGUCCGCCCCGUGAUGCAGCAGGGCGUCAGCAAGGUGGACGUCUACUUCCCCGCUGUGGAUGACAAGAAGAAUGGUGACUUGUGGUACGAUGUCGACACCUAUCAGCGCCAGGAGAAAUCUGGCUACGUCUCCGUCUCCGUGGAUGAGUAUAAGAUUCCCGUGUGGCAACGAGGCGGCAGCAUUCUGCCCAAGAAGGAGCGUCAGCGUCGUGCCUCCACCUUGAUGAUCAACGAUCCCUACACCCUGAUUAUUUGCCUAGACAGGCAGGGCAAGGCCUCUGGCUCUCUGUAUCUGGACGAUGAGAAGUCCUACGCCUACCGCCAGGGUCAGUUCAUCCACGUGAACUAUGAGUUCGCUAACGGGCAGCUGGUUAACCGAUUCAUUGGCAAGCCAAAGUACAAGAGCGACGCCUGGAUCGAGAGGAUCGUGAUCGCCGGCCUGGAGCGCGUGCCCAGUGGAGCUGGCAUUACGGUGAACGGAGUCACUCAGCAGCUGGAGGUGCUGCCGCAUGAGGGACACGUGGUUGUCCGCAAACCGGGCGUCAAGAUGGACGUCGACUUUGCCCUUAAACUCAACUAUUAAUAGUCUGUAGUGUCUCCGAUGUCCGGUAUUAAUAUGUUUACUGAUAUAUUUGCACAUUUCGAAGUUGCUAUUAAAUGAAGCGAUUAGAAGACGCGGAGCCUUUAGACUCGUAUUUUAUGUAGAACCCUAUGGUAGAACACCCAGCUCCCUACCUUGAUCCUCCUUUCCAUCCUCACUGAUCAAAUUCCAAUGUACGACGAGUGUAACUCGAUUUGAAUUUGAAAUUUGUUUCAAUAAAUAUGUAAUUUUAGUAAUAA
Molecule: messenger RNA, 3173 nt
Organism: Drosophila bipectinata
Lineage: Eukaryota; Metazoa; Arthropoda; Insecta; Diptera; Drosophilidae
Gene: GCS2alpha
Product: glucosidase 2 subunit alpha
Biological process (GO): carbohydrate metabolic process; N-glycan processing
Molecular function (GO): carbohydrate binding; alpha-glucosidase activity
Source: RefSeq, a predicted model, not a curated record